Messenger RNA from Solea senegalensis (Senegalese sole), 3144 nucleotides. RefSeq names its product serine-rich adhesin for platelets. Bases 134 to 2512 code for a protein of 792 amino acids. Lineage: Eukaryota; Metazoa; Chordata; Actinopteri; Pleuronectiformes; Soleidae. The transcript is spliced from 8 exons. The record is from RefSeq and is a predicted model, not a curated record.
UUUCCGGUAGCAACGGGAGUGAGGAGUCGCAGUGAAACCGUCACAUGAGCAGUUGUAUAAAAAUAAUAGCACGUUCGUACUGAAACUUUUUGGGUUUUUGGUUUCUUCUCUAUGAGUUAACCAGCCCACGGUCAUGUAUCAACCAGGCAAACCGUCACACGGCCCGCCGCCGCGAUUCGGACCUCCACCGCCGCGAUUCGGAGCUCCUCCACCGCACGGCCCUCCUUUCACACUCAAAGCGUCUUGUACUAUUCCUCCUCCUGCCAGACACUUGCCCCCUGGACCAUUUUCUGCCCCGCCACCGGAUAACCACUUUCUGCACAACCGGCCACAGAGAGAGCAUUUUAUCACACCCCACUGUAGCAGCUUCUCCAUAGACCGUAGUACAGUGAUUGCUUUGGGAGGCAGCCAGCAGGUCGUCCCUCACCCAGAACCACCACACCCUCAGGUCCCACAGUGGAAAGCCACCCAAGGAGAACAUCUUCCAGACAGUGACAGAGCUGGAGAGGAAUUCUUGAGAUGCAUUGCUGCCAACAAGCCUCUCCCAGACUAUCUGAAAGGGGACAUGGCAUUCAAUCUUGCUGAGGCAUUAAAAUCAGCAAAUGUCCUAAAAGGUGCUUUAAAAACAGACCCUAAUUUCCAGAAGUACGUGAGCAGAAGCCGAAGCAGAAGUCAUGACAGAAGUCGUGGGAGAUCUCGAGCCAGAAGCAGAGCACGCAGCAAAAGCGGAGAAAGAAGCAAAAACAGAGCACGCAGCAAAAGCAGACAGCAAAGCAGAGCACCCAGCAGCAAAAGCAGACCCAGCAAAAGCAGAGAAAGCAAAAGCAGAGCACGCAGCAAAAGCAGAGCACGCAGCAAAAGCAGAGCACCCAGCAAAAGCAGAGAAAGAAGCAAAAGUCGAACUUGUGGCACAAGAGGCAGAUCUCGCAGCAAGUGCAAAAGCAAGAAGAAAAGUCAUCGCCGGUGCAAAAGUCGCGCCACAAGUUCAAAAUCGCGAAGUAGCAGUAGUGAAAAGAGCCAUGCCAAGGAUAAAAAGAGAAAGAUGAGCCCCGGCCAAAGCUGCAGAAGCAGUAUAAACAUCAGUGAGGAUGCAUCAGGGAAAAGUCUGUUGGAAGGACUGAAGCUGGUCAUGAACAGCAAAGAACUGGAGGAGCGGUUACCAACCCUCAAAGAUGCCAUCCUCACUAUUCAGGCCUCUGAUGAAAACAAAACUCAGCAUAACAAUCGGGAGAAUUUGUCACCUGAAAACGACAGCAUGCUCCUUCCCCACGACAGAGUGGGAUGUGACUUCUCUUGGCUCCAAGCGCAAAGUGUAGAAGACUCCACAGUCAAGAAAGCUGAUGAGCUGGAAGACGAAGAGUCCUUCCUGUAUGGGAAUGACUUGGCUGGAGGAAAGCAGGACACGUCCCCCUCUGUUUUCCCAGCGUUUACCCAGAUGCAAGAGAUUUGUCAACGACAAGAAUCUGCCGUGAACAGUCAACAGCGUCAACAGACCACAUUCAAAAGCUCUGGAGAUCAAAUGACGUCGUAUGUUAAUCUGGACAACAAUGAGAAUGCAAAGAUCAAACACACGUUAUACAGUCUGAGCACAGCAAACAUCAGCAAGAUCGUUUCCCCUUCAUCAUAUGCGUCAGAUGCAAUAACAGCUAUGAAAAACCCGAAGGUACAGCAGGCUCUGGAAUCUCUGCAGUCUCUGAUCAAAGCCACAAAGGAGAAACGGGCAAAAAGUGACAGCUGUGGCUCGUCUCAGAGCUCCGACAAACACAAAACAAGUGACAAAGAGGAAGAGAAGCGAGGAAAACAACUCACUGUAAAUAAAAUGGAAUCCUUGAUAAAAGAACUGGAGGAUAUGAUGAAACAUCAAGGACUGAGGUUUAUGAAACCAGUGAUUGGAUUUUACUGCCAGAAAUGUGAGGAGUUCAUUGGGGACUUAAGUUCUGCUGAAAACCACGCAGCCGUCCACCAGCGUAGUGACACCAGCACCAGCACCAGCACCAGUCAGAAAAUACAAAAAGACAAACAUACUGGACAGCCAGCUGCAGGCGGCAAUGGACCCUCCCAUUAUUGCAGCAGCAGCAGAAGCAGCAGCAGCAGCAGCAGUAACCAGCACCCACACCGGUCUGACGGCAAAGACCAUGGUUACCAUAGAGAUUCUGGAGAGCACGCGGACGGCAGAGAGCAGAAACCAGAUUGGGGGAGUGAGAGAGAUCGUAGAAACCACAGGGAGAGGCAGGAAAACUUCUCCUUGAAGGAGGAGAUGUGUAAAGAGAGGAUGCUCAUCACCGUUUCCCGUCAACUGACUCCUCCUAAUGUCAAAGUCAAGGAGGAGGCCAGCAGGAGCUCCAACAAAUUCAAAGUGGACGGCACAAACAAGAGAGAGAGCAAAGAAAGGUCUAGUAAACACAAAGGGGAAACCAGUGACAGCAGUGAUGACGACAAAAAGAAAUCACCCAAAAAGAAGAAGAAGAAGGAAAAGAAAAAGAAGAAGAAGAAGAAAGGAGAUAAGUCCUAAUCCUUGUCUUAUGGUUUAAUGUGUCCCUGUUUUAAUCCAUGUCAGAUGGAUCCCUGAGGUGAUUUUUGUCACCGCACGCCUGGACAUAAUGUGGUUGUUUUCCUUUUCUCCUCUCAGUUCGUUGUUCUGUGAUCAGGAGGUGGAGCUUCCAUCUUAAAGGAGCAGUCUGUCAUGUUGGGGAAUGCUCCGCCUCGUUGUAAAGACAAGAUUUGAGCACACCUUACCUGUCCUCUGCACCUGCACCAUCCACAUUAACCUGAACAAAACUUAGGCAUGGUUUGGACUAUGAUAACUGUUAUUUUGGUAGUUUUUAUGAUUCUUCAAAUACAUUUUGUUCAUGUAAAGCUUUAUUGUUGUUUUGGGGGGUUUUGUGUGGAUGACGAUAUUUCCAGAAAACUUUUAUAAAAAACAACAAAGUAAAAGAUAAUAUUUCUGUUUGCCUGUGGAUAAGGUCUUACUUUCAGUUUCACUUUUGUUGUUGCGUUAAUUAAAGUAAGGAAUGGUUGGAGUUUACAACACCGUUGUUGUUUCUCAUCAGAACUUUCUAAAUCUGAGCACACGCUUAGUGUAUGAUUGGUUUUCAGUCAAUGUGGAUGCAGAUGACGUGAAAAUAAAAAUGUAAAUAUUCCUGG